Molecule: messenger RNA, 2799 nt
Organism: Trichomonas vaginalis G3
Lineage: Eukaryota; Parabasalia; Trichomonadida; Trichomonadidae
Product: Clan CD, family C50, separase-like cysteine peptidase
Exons: 1
Coding region: 1-2799 (932 amino acids)
Biological process (GO): meiotic chromosome separation; proteolysis
Cellular component (GO): centrosome; cytoplasm; mitotic spindle
Molecular function (GO): cysteine-type endopeptidase activity
Source: RefSeq, a predicted model, not a curated record
AUGGAUGAAUUAACUUCCCUUCUGGAAAUUGGUGCUCGCGUUGAAGAAGGUGGACAAAAAUUUAUGGAAGUUGCAGAUAAAGUUCGUCGAAUGAUUUCUCCAAAAGAUACAUUUCCCGGAAUUAUUAUAAAAUUAAAUGAUAAUUACAAAAGGCAGAUAGCAACAUUACUAAAUUCGUUCGCAGCAGUAAUUUUUUCGAAGAAAAAUGUUUACAAAGCUGAGCAUUUUGUUCGAGCAAUUGAUGCUUUAUCUAUAUCUUCAAUCAUUCUUGCAUGCAGAUAUAUGGAAACAAAAGAUAAAAGCGAUAUUAAAGAUUCCCUCGAUUGCAUUGAAAGUGCUACAUCUUAUUGUUAUGAACUCGCUUCCCAAAAUUUACCAUAUUGUGGUAGCUAUGCAUUCAAUAUUGCUUCACUACUUUAUCAAAAGAAAUUUGUUUCUGAAGGACUGGAAUUCUUUAGAUAUUCAGAGAAAAUAUUUCGCACAGUAAAAAACAAACAAUCUCACGAAAAUACUUGCAAAUACAUCGCUUUUUGCCUUAUAGUAUUGGACCAAACGAAUACUGAAGAGUUUGAAAAAGCAAUAUCAGGAGCUUCUGAUUCGCUCACUCUAUUAUCAAAUUGGAUCAAUCGUAGACCACCGGAAAAUACUCAACUAGUAUAUAAUUAUAUCAAAAAGUUUAAGAAUAGAGAUGAAGCGUUAAAUGAAGCAAUGCCUUAUUUCGCAUUAGAGGGAGAUUUCAGAAUUUUAUCAAAAGAUCCGAAUUUUAAUGAUUUCUUUCCUAACUUUGAGCCGCCACGCACUAUAUUAUAUACAAAUGAGAAGGAGACAAUGAAUUUGUUCAAAAAAUGUUAUGUAUGUUAUAAUUCUGGUCAAUUUCUUCUUUGUGCAAAGCAAAGUGAAGCCUUGCUUGAAAAAUGGCCGCAAAAGAACAACUCUGCAUCAAAAUUAGCUGUUUUGUUUAUACAUGUAUGGAUUAUUAAUUCUUUCUUUGCGCUUAAUCGACCAGAUUGCGUACUUCCGUAUAUUAAGCAGCUAAAUAAGAUAUUUUCUAACUAUCCAUGGAUUGUUGGCCUCUCUUCUUUCUAUUUUCUCAAACAUUGCAUUUACAGCGGGAAUUACAAGCAUUACAUUGAUCCGCCUCCUUUAGCAUUCGAAAGUAUUGCAUCAUGGGAUCAUGUUAUUUCGUUCCAUUCUGCAAUCGAAUGCUUGAAAAAAAAUGUCGAAGAUUGUUUUCAAUUUUUCGAAGAAAUUCGCGAAUGUAGUAAUGUUCUUAUCAAGAGAGAAGCUUUCCAUUAUGUUGCUGGAGCUUAUAGACUCUUUGGUAUUAAUCCGUGCAUUUCUGAUUUUGAAAAUGAAUGUAAAACUUGCAAAGAAGCAAGAGCUCUUUACAUUUACCACAGUUGUAUCGAUUAUAUAAACGAUGAUGAUAUUGAUGCAGCUUGGAAUUUCAUCAAACCUGUAAAUGUCGAUGAUUCAGUCCUUCAAGCACUUUAUGAAGCUGAACAAAUAGCAUCUGGACACUGUGCUACAAUCAGAAAGAUUAAAUUAUUACAAGCAAUUUUAAUAGGAAACACUGAUCCCGAAAGAUCUGCAGAUUUAAUUACGAGAAGUUGCUCAACAACAUUAGAUAGCUUCAUUAGAGUUAAAGAGAAACUCUUCAAGCCUCCAUUUCCAUUCAUGAGCAUUGCUUACUUCAAUGUUGCUCCUUUGGAACCAUCAAUUCUUUUUGCUCUUUAUACAGUUGGAAGACCAUUAGUUGUUCGUAUCAAAGUAGGAACGAAGUAUGAUGAUUUCUUGGAUGAACUCGAGAGGAUCUGCUCGGAAUCAACAAAUCUUAGUGGUGAUAUCGAUGGAAGAACAUGGUGGAAGAAGAAAUACGAACUUGAUAACAGAAUGGAGAAACUUAUCAAGUAUCUCGAAACAGAAAUCAUUGGAUUUUGGUCAUCAUUAUUCACUCCGAUGAAAUAUAUUCCAUCACAAAACUGUUUAAGAAGUGUUCUUCUUACUGCAUUAUCAAAGAUGUCGCUUUCAGAUCAACAAGAAUUUUGCAAAUUCUGUAAGAAAGAAUUCCAUGAAGAUUUGAACCUUGAAAGACCACAUAGUUCUGUUGCAAAGCCUCUUUCAAUAAUUUGCGGAAAAUACAUGCAUAAUGUUCCUUGGGAAAUGUUAUCAUGUGUAAGAGAGCGCACAACAAAAAUCACAAGAAUUCCAAGUAUCAAAGUCAUUGCAAAUCAAUGUCAAAAAGAAAUGCCAAUGAAAGUUAAUGCUGAAAGUACAUUUUUCAUCUUAAAUCCUGUAGGAGAUCUUGAAAAAACAGAAGAGAUGUUUAAGCCAAUAUUUAAAGAAUUAAGAUGGGAAGGAAUUACUCAGAAGAUUCCUCCAGAAGAUCUGAUCCCACAAGCUCUUGCAAAGAAAGAAUUAUAUGUAUUCUGUGGGCAUGGAAAUGGUCAAGAAUAUUUCAGAUACAGCAAAUUAGUUGAUGAUGAAAUGACUUGCAAAGCUUCACUUCUUCUGAUGGGAUGCAUGAGUGGAGCUUUAAACGAUGAAGGAGAAAUGGAUCCGACAGGAGCAGCUAAUUAUUGCAUAGCUGCUGGUGCUUCUGCUUUGGUUGGCGCACUUUGGAAUGUAACCGAUGGUGAAAUCGAUAGAUUUUUAAGUGCAAUGCUAGAUUUUAUCAAAAACGGAAAGAUGGACGUAGAAGAUGCAGUUAUAUCUGCAAGAAAUUCUUGUAAGCUACCUUAUCUCACAGGAAGUGCAGUUGUUGUUUAUGGAUUUCCAGCUAUAUUCCUCAAAAGAUAG